AGAGAGAGAAGUAUAAUCAAUUUCUCCCCUUCCCUAGGUUUUCUAGGGUUCGAGUGAGCGAUUUUCAUCAUCGUCAUCAAAAGGGCAGGGAGAGAAUCGAACUGGAAAGUUUUUAAUGGCGAAGAAAAGGAAGUCUGAUGCGACUUGUCUGGACGAGGUCGAUCGAAUGAUGUACACCACUUUCUGCAGCGCUGCAAAUUCACUGUCGCAGCUUUACACCCAGGCUAUGAAUCAGCAGAAGCUCGUCUUCCAAUCUGGAGAACGCCAUGCCCUGGAUAAACUUUACCAAUGGAUCUUGAGACAACAAGAGGAAGGAUCGAGAGUGAUGACAACUGAUAUACUAGCUUACCUCCAGAAUGAGCUUGACUAUGGUGGAGAGGAACCCCCAAUGUCCCCCAGAUUGCAUUCCCAAAAUCAACAUUCCCUGCCCACAACGCAUGUCAUGAAUGGCAUCCAAGUUUCUUCUGGUUCUUUUGGGCCAGCAACUGUUGGGCAGGGUCCACAUUCGGGGCAGUCUGGUAGUCAAGGGAAGAAUUUAGUUUUCUCGAAUGCUCUUUCAAGUCCUGUUCGCCAUAGUCUUCAGCAUUAUCAUUUGGCUCAAGGAGGCUACCAUCCAAACAGUAUGAUGCCCACUGGAAUGGGACUAGCAGUUGCAGAGAGGAGGUGA
Telopea speciosissima is the source of this 667-nucleotide messenger RNA. RefSeq lists its product as uncharacterized. The record is from RefSeq and is a predicted model, not a curated record. The transcript has 2 exons. The coding region runs from base 116 to 667 and encodes 183 amino acids. Lineage: Eukaryota; Viridiplantae; Streptophyta; Magnoliopsida; Proteales; Proteaceae.